AUGCAAGCUCCAAAGUCUCCUGAAUCAACACAACAGUGGGAAGCUCCGGCCAGGAGCCAGAGGGACCUGCCGGAAGCUUCCUGGAAGCUGCCCCGGGAUUUCCUGCUGUGUUAUAAGGGCUUCCUCGACCGUUGGAUCAGCCUCCAGAGGAAGCCAGGCCAGGCCUGGAGAUGGCCCAAUGGCACCAAAUUCGACAACCGGUUUCCAAUAAGAGGAGGAGGCAAAUGUGCUUUUCUGAUGGAUGAGAACUGGUUUGGCAGCUCAAGGUGUAUGAAAUGGAGACACUGGGUCUGCAGCAAACCUGAUGUCUAUAUGAUGGGGAAGGGAUGCAUUGUGGAGUCAAAAGUUUGAGACUCGUGGGAACUGGACCUGGAGAAGUUUUAUUAGGGGGCCCAUCUACUACUAUCUGAAGAUGAUGGAGGCUGGAUCUCUGUUACUUCAGGAACGUCCCCAGGACUUUGUCCAUUCCUGGCUGUACACAGUCCAAACCAAGGGGCUUCCAGCCCUUGCGUUGUGGACAUGAUUCUCCAUAACGGCAUGUUCCUGAGGGCUUAAUGGUAUUUUCCCUUUGGCUCAGUUUAAUCCCACUUGUUCCAGUUCUCCACCCCUACAAGGACUCUGCUCCAAGACCUCCCCUUUGAUGUCCGUCUUUGAAAUGACUGCAUCGCCCUAAGACAAGACCUAGUCCUCCUGUAUAAGCCAACCGCCUGGAUCAAGCGCUGCCAGGGAGCCAGAAGGCGGAGACAGAAAAUGCCAGCCAAAAUGAAAAUGGAGCAGGUGCAAGGGAGAAGUGCAGUGGCUUUUCUCCCUUCCCAGUGACAGAAAGUUAAGGCACAAAAUUAAUUUUAACUUCAUUUUUUUCUCCACAAAUUGUGUUGAGGCGUAACUGACUCUCCAAGGUUCAGUAUUAAACACACAACUGCAAACUAUCCUGAUGUGAAGGCAAGACAGAAAGAAGAGUGAGAGGUCAUUGUGGCUCCAUCAGGAGCUCUUUAAUGGUCUGAAAAUUCAAAAGGAAUCCUACACAAAGUGGAAACAUGGACAAAUUGCUAAGGAUGGUAGAAAAGAACAGCACAAGCAUCUAGGGAAUAAAAUCAGAAAGACUAUGGCACAAAAUGAGUUACACCUAGCAAGGAACAUAAAAGGCAAUAAGAAAAGGUUCUUUAAAUACAUUAGGAACAAGAGAAAAAUGAAAGAAAGUGUAGGUCCUCUACUGAGCAGGGAACUGAAACAGCACAACAGUUAGUCCAAGACCCCACGGGGGUCUGAAGGAGCAAAGGAGGAUGCUUCUGGCAGAGCCAGGGGAAGGGGAAACCACCUGGCAGUUAGUCGGGGUGUCACAGGGGCUAGAGAGGAGAGGGAGGUUGCCGCAGACAGGUAGACUGACAACGCUGAACUAUCCAUGACUGGGUUCCCUGUCCCCCACCCACCCAUCCACAUGCCUGUGAACACAAAAAUCCUGGCUGCCUCCUUCUUACCUAACCCCAUUCAAGCUGUGGUGGCCUCGCUUCCCGUUUCUGGCCUUGUCUGCAUCGUUUGCUGACAACCCUGCAGUAUGGGCACUGUGAAGCCAGGAGAGGUGCAGCUUUCCGAAUGGUGAGUGGGGAGGAAGAUGGGAAUUGGCCCUCGGCUGUGGAAUCAGAAAAGAUCGGGGCUGGGAUCUGGGCUGGCACUUGGGAUGGUGAGCCGGGUGCGUGAUGUAGGUGUAACUCACCUACCUCCUGGGUGUGGUGUUCUGUCCCAUCUGGUGGCACCAACACCACUUAGAGAGAGAGUUAAUGAGUCUGUUCUACAGCCUUAGCUAACAGCCAUUGGCUUUUAGAUCAUGCGGUAGACCUUCAUGCACUAAGCUCCAAAAGUCCCAGGUUCGGACAGAACCAAGGUCUGUUGGCUAUUACAUAGGCUUCCUGAGAGAGCAGUGGCAGGAGGCCAUAUGCUGCCACCUACGUCUCUACUGGGGGUCAGUCAGUGAUGACAGAGUGAGGGAAGGUCUGGAAGGGUGCAGCAGCUGCUCAGCGAGUGCCCAUCCACACUACAACGUCAGCCACGCUUGUUCUAACCUUUAAUUCCAGUAACCAAUGAUGUUGCUGUUUCAGUUUGUGUAUGAUCUCUAGUUGCAGUU
Messenger RNA from Caretta caretta (loggerhead turtle), 2122 nucleotides. NCBI's taxonomy places the organism in Eukaryota, Metazoa, Chordata, Testudines, Cheloniidae. The record is from RefSeq and is a predicted model, not a curated record.